Ipomoea nil (Japanese morning glory) is the source of this 814-nucleotide messenger RNA. RefSeq names its product AIG2-like protein D. NCBI's taxonomy places the organism in Eukaryota, Viridiplantae, Streptophyta, Magnoliopsida, Solanales, Convolvulaceae. Bases 62 to 574 code for a protein of 170 amino acids. The transcript is spliced from 5 exons. The record is from RefSeq and is a predicted model, not a curated record.
CGUUGAGUUUCUCUCUCUCUGAUAACUAUUUUGGACAGAGAGAGAGUAUCAGUUGUGGACUAUGCUGGCAGCAAUGGCGAAUUCACAGGCAAUCUCCAGCGUUUUCGUGUAUGGAAGCCUCAUGGCGGACGACGUCGUUCGUGUCCUCCUCAAUCGCGUUCCUCCUUCUUCCCCAGCUACCCUCCAUAAUUUUCAUAGAUUUAGCAUCAAGGGGCGCGUUUAUCCUGCAAUUGUACCAGUGGAAAAUAAGAAAGUUGAUGGAAGGGUUCUCCAGGGAAUCACUCUUCCUGAAAUGGAUAUCCUGGAUAACUUUGAGGAUGUUGAAUAUGAAAGGAGGACAGUCGAUGUUACUCUGAUGGAUAGUUCCCAGAUCUUGCAGGCUGAUGCAUAUGUUUGGGUUGACAAGAAUGAUCCAAACUUGUAUGGGGAGUGGAACUUCGAGGAAUGGAAGAUAUUGCACAUGAAAGACUUCAUGAAAAUGACAAUGGGAUUUAUGGAAGAACUGGAACAACCAGAUUCUAAGACCAGGGUGGCAACUUAUGAAUCCUUCUACAACCAGGAAGGCAAGAAUUAGAAAAAAGGACAUCACUAUUCUUUUAAAUUAUUUGUUUAUUGUGUCCCAACAUUUGAUUACCUGCACACACUAUACUACAUUAGUUUUUGCUAGAAUUGCUAUUGGGUAAUGGUUUUUUACUGUGACUUGUAUAAAUUCUUGGCAUUCAACUUUGUUUUUGACUUGUAUAAUCUUAGCAGGGCUAUUGGGUAUACUUUAUAUGUAUAACUCAUUAACACCUCUCAAACUCGAGUUACUAUA